Messenger RNA from Tribolium madens (black flour beetle), 2085 nucleotides. Its product is annotated as matrix metalloproteinase-2-like. Bases 317 to 2038 code for a protein of 573 amino acids. Gene Ontology annotation, cellular component: extracellular matrix. The transcript is spliced from 7 exons. Gene Ontology annotation, molecular function: zinc ion binding; metalloendopeptidase activity. Gene Ontology annotation, biological process: extracellular matrix organization; collagen catabolic process; proteolysis. The record is from RefSeq and is a predicted model, not a curated record. Lineage: Eukaryota; Metazoa; Arthropoda; Insecta; Coleoptera; Tenebrionidae.
CGUUAGAAAAAAAAUAUUUCUAACAUUUCGAGUGAAAACAAACAUCGCAUUUUUUUUUCUGCGUUGCGAUGUAAUAUACUAUUUUUUGUGAUAGUCUUGGAAAUUAUUUAUUUCUUAAAACGAACGAUUCCCUGAAUUCCACCUACCGUUAGAAAAUUAAUUUCUCGUGUAAACCGAUCAACAAACACGUUUCAGAGAAGCUGAAACCUCACAGUGAAGAUCCUCACAUUGAAUAAAAUCGCAGACUAGACUUAAUGAAUAAUUAAAAGAGUGUCAAGAGCAAUUCGAGUCAUUGUUUUCCGAUCAUUUCAACAUUAUGUUUGUGGGUCAUUUAAUAACAAUUUUAAUAACAACAAUUCAUGGAUUUCCAGUGGCAAACCCAAAAAUACCAUCAGCGAAAGUCUUGGAUUUUUUGAAAAACUUUGGAUAUAUCGAGAGUGACGAUGACAGUUUUGGUGCUCUCUACACUGAAAGUGGCAUUUCCGAGACGAUAAAAAACGUGCAAAAGUUCGGGGAUUUACCCCAAACUGGCAUUUUGGACAACAAAACACUCACGUUGAUGUCAACUCGCCGGUGUGGUAACCCCGACAUUGUCAAGAAAAAACGCCCAAAACGGUACAUUUUGGGCUCCCAAGGUUGGCAAAAACGCACCAUUUCCUACUUCAUAGCAAACUGGUCCCCAAAACUGGGCGAAGCCUCCGUGGCCCGAAACAUCGAGCUAGCCCUCAACACUUGGGGCCAAUACGGCCAUUUGAAAUUCGAAAAACGCCCAAAUCCCGAUGCUGACAUCAUUGUGGCCUUUGGUAGUGGGUACCAUGGGGAUAGUAGCCCAUUUGAUGGUCCUGGGAAUAUCCUAGCCCACGCUUUCUUCCCCAAUGAGGGCCCGGAUGAUGGGUUUGGAGGUGAUAUUCAUUUCGAUGCUGAUGAAAAUUGGGUCGAUGGAAAUGGGACAGAUGGGACGGAGUUUUCCAUGGUUGCGUUACAUGAAUUGGGACAUUCGUUGGGUUUGGCCCAUUCGCCGGUCUCUGGAUCGAUUAUGUUCCCCUAUUAUCGGGGAUUAGAAGGCGAAAAGGGGCUACAAUUGGGCUAUGACGAUAUUUUAGGGAUGUAUGAGCUUUACAUUCGCAGGAAUAUAGCAGAAGAAGUGACAAGUAGUGUUUCACCAACUACAACAAGUGUUGAAACUUCAACUUUUGGUGUUUCGCCAACUUUUGAUGCUUCACCAACAACUUCUGCUGUUUCACCAAGUGUUGAAACUUCAACUGUUGGUGUUUCACCAACAACUUUUGGUGUUUCGCCAAGUGUUGAAGCUUCAACCCCCGUUGUGGUGUACCAUGGAGAUGCCGAAUCCGUCGAAACCCACAAAGACCAUGACCCGACCCAUGGAAUACCAUCAACCAACUCGCCCAGUCUCCCAAACAUCUGUGACGCUUCCUUCGACGCUGUUGCAGUUUUACGGGAAGAAAUCUUCAUUUUUAAAGAACAAUACUUGUGGAGGCUUAAAGAUUUAUCCAAGAUUGAACCAGGAUACCCCAUUCAGAUCACCCAAAUGUUCCCAGAUUUGCCCAAAAGUACCAAAAAUGUGGAUGCAGCCUACGAACGAGCUGACGGAAUGAUAGUUCUAUUCACUGGGGACAAAUUCUGGGUCUAUGAUGGUAAAAGGUUCAUAGAGGGUAGUCCGAGACCCUUGACGGAUUAUGGUCUACCUGGCACACUUGAUAAAAUCGAUGCGGUCCAAACCUGGGCCAGAAAUGGUAAAACCUACUUUUACAAGGAUGAGAUUUUUUGGAGGUACAACGAAACGGAGGGGAGGAUGGAUGAGGGGUACCCCAAACUCAUGGACCGGUGGAGGGGGGUACCACGUGGUCUCGACGCAGCUACCACUUUCAAAGGAGUUACUUAUUUUUUCAAAGAUAGGUUGUACUGGAAGUUUGACAAUGAGUGGAUUAUUAUUUCGGAAGAGUCGCCCCUUCCAGCCCCCCAGCGUUGGUUAGGGUGUCCCGAAGACGAAGCAACUUUUUCCCAAUUAUUCAAUUGAAACAUUUUGUUUUUUCAAUAAAAAUUUAUUGUGGCCAAAACCGGUCA